UUAAAAAAAAAACAAAUGGGUUUAUUGAGGUUAAAAUUGCAUCAUCAUCAUCGUCAGUAUUGUCACUACCCCAAACUUCUACCAAAAAAACCAUUUCUCUCUGGUCUUCUCUUGCGCAGUCACUCCCUUGUACACCUUCAAAUUACCCACAACCACACCACCUCCACUAAGAAGAACCAAAGCUUUCACUCCUUGUCCACACUCUCCACUACCAAAGCAACCAUGGUCAAAGCCAUUAGGGUUCAUGAACUUGGUGGUCCUGAGGUUCUGAAGUGGGAAGACGUGGAAAUAGGAGAGCCGAAGGAGGGUGAAAUCCGAGUGAAAAACAAGGCCAUUGGGCUCAACUUCAUUGAUGUUUACUUCCGGAAAGGAGUUUAUAAGGCCUCGACAAUACCCUUUACUCCAGGUAUGGAGGCAGCUGGUGUGGUGACAGCUGUGGGCCCUGGACUAACCGGUAGAAAAGUUGGAGAUGUCGUGGCUUAUGCUGGUAAUCCAAUGGGUUCAUAUACUGAGGAGCAGAUCCUUCCGGCGGAGAAAGUAGUAACUGUUCCUUCCUCCAUUGAUCCUACUAUAGCAGCAUCUGUCAUCCUCAAGGGAAUGACAGCUCAAUUCCUAGUUCGCCGUUGCUUUAAGGUUGAACCUGGACACACUGUCCUUGUUCAUGCAGCAGCUGGUGGAGUUGGGUCUCUCUUAUGCCAGUGGGCUAACGCACUUGGUGCCACUGUCAUUGGAACCGUCUCAACCAAAGAGAAGGCAGCACAAGCCAAAGAAGAUGGAUGUCACCAUGUGAUAAUGUACAAGGAAGAGGAUUUUGUCACCCGGGUCAAUGAAAUAACAUCAGGCAAAGGGGUAGAAGUUGUUUAUGAUUCUGUUGGAAAAGACACCUUGCAGGGAUCAUUAGCAUGCUUAAAACCGCGUGGAUACAUGGUGAAUUUUGGGCAGUCGUCUGGCACACCUGACCCCCUUCCUUUGUCAGCACUUGCAGCGAAAGCACUGUACUUGACAAGACCUAGCCUUAUGCAAUACACUGCAACACGGGAUGAGCUUCUAGAAGCUGCUGGAGAGGUCUUCGCUAAUGUUGCAUCUGGUGUACUGCGAGUCCGUGUAAAUCAUACAUACCCUUUAUCUCAGGCGGCACAGGCGCAUGCUGAUCUUGAGAGUCGUAAAACAUCUGGAUCUGUUUUGCUGAUACCGGAUGGCAAUUGAGCUGUAAGUUCUGAACAUCGAACUAUUUUAUUACCUCCUCAUAGGGAAUAUGUUUGUUGGACUUGUUGAAUCACGGUGUGGAUAUCUAUUUGAAGGCAUAUAUCUAUUUAAGACAGUAUGUUAAUCAACUAAAAACUACUGUAUGUAGAAUAAUAAAUUGUGGAAUAUUUCUCUA
This is a messenger RNA of Camellia sinensis, 1381 nucleotides long. Lineage: Eukaryota; Viridiplantae; Streptophyta; Magnoliopsida; Ericales; Theaceae. The record is from RefSeq and is a predicted model, not a curated record.